Molecule: messenger RNA, 539 nt
Organism: Oryzias melastigma (Indian medaka)
Lineage: Eukaryota; Metazoa; Chordata; Actinopteri; Beloniformes; Adrianichthyidae
Gene: id2a
Product: inhibitor of DNA binding 2a
Exons: 3
Coding region: 110-520 (136 amino acids)
Biological process (GO): cell differentiation; negative regulation of transcription by RNA polymerase II; circadian regulation of gene expression
Cellular component (GO): cytoplasm; nucleus
Molecular function (GO): protein dimerization activity; transcription regulator activity
Source: RefSeq, a predicted model, not a curated record
UAAAGCCUUGUGACAGCUCUGUAAUCCAGUCUGAGCGCAGAUCGGAUCAGAAAAUUGGACUAAAAAGAAAAAAACUAUUCAAGGAGAAAUAGAAAUAACAACUUGAAGAAUGAAAGCAAUAAGCCCCGUGCGGUCCUUCCGGAAAAACGCCGUGAAUUUAACGGAGCACGCGCUGGGAAUCUCGCGGAGCAAGACCCCGGUGGACGACCCGCUCAGCCUGCUGUACAACAUGAACGACUGCUACUCCAAGCUGAAGGAGCUGGUGCCGAGCAUCCCGCAGAACAAGAACGUCAGCAAGAUGGAAAUCCUGCAGCAUGUCAUCGACUACAUCCUGGACCUGCAGAUCGCGCUGGACUCCAGCGUCGCGCUGAGCAGCCUGCAUCACCCCGCGCGGCCGGGGCAGACUCCAUCCAGGACCCCCCUGACCACCCUCAACACAGACAUCAGCAUCUUGUCGUUACAGUCCCCGGAGUUGCCAUCAGAGCUGAUGACAGAUGACAGCCGGACUCUGCAUCGUUAACGCGGUGUUUGGUCAAAAA